This is a messenger RNA of Molossus molossus (Pallas's mastiff bat), 2732 nucleotides long. RefSeq names its product RUS family member 1 (gene RUSF1). The transcript has 13 exons. The record is from RefSeq and is a predicted model, not a curated record. Lineage: Eukaryota; Metazoa; Chordata; Mammalia; Chiroptera; Molossidae. The coding region runs from base 16 to 1392 and encodes 458 amino acids.
AGGGAGUGACCAGGGAUGGCUGGCCACGCAGGUGUGGGGGCCCCGCUGUGCUCGGAGCAGUUCGGCUCCCAGGCGGCCCGGAGCUGCUGCGCCGCUGCCGACGGGAGCCUGCAGUGGGAGGCCUGGGGGUGGCGCUGGUGGGGGCGCUCGGGGGCCUUGGGAGGGAAACCCGGAGGGCGAGCCUCGCCCCCCCUCUCCCGUCUCCUGGCCGUGUUCCUGCCCCAGGGCUUCCCGGACAGCGUCAGCGCGGACUACCUGCCCUACCAGCUCUGGGACUCCGUGCAGGCCUUUGCUUCCAGCCUCUCGGGCUCCCUGGCUACCCACGCAGUCUUGCUGGGCAUAGGGGUGGGUAAUGCAAAAGCCUCCGUUUCGGCUGCCACGGCCACCUGGCUGGUGAAAGAUUCAACUGGCAUGCUGGGCCGCAUCAUCUUUGCCUGGUGGAAGGGGAGCAAACUGGACUGUAAUGCCAAGCAGUGGAGGCUUUUUGCUGACAUCCUCAACGAUGUAGCCAUGUUCCUCGAGAUUAUGGCUCCCAUAUACCCAGUGUGUUUCACCAUGACCAUCUGCAUCAGCAACCUGGCCAAGUGCAUUGUGAGCGUGGCUGGCGGGGCCACUCGAGCUGCACUGACCAUGCACCAGGCCCGGAGGAACAAUAUGGCCGAUGUGUCAGCCAAGGAUGGCAGCCAGGAGACGCUGGUAAACCUGGCAGGGCUCCUGGUCAGCCUCUUGAUGCUUCCCCUGGUGUCAGACUGCCCGAGCUUCAGCCUCGGUUGUUUCUUCCUCCUCACCGCCCUCCACAUCUAUGCCAACUACCGGGCAGUGCGAGCCCUGGUCAUAGAGACCUUGAAUGAAGGCCGGCUCUGGCUGGUCCUGAAGCACUUCCUUCAGAGGGGAGAGGUACUUGAUCCCACUUCCGCCAACCAGAUGGAACCGCUGUGGACAGGUUUCUGGCCAACUCUGUCUCUGUCCUUGGGGGUCCCCCUGCAUCGUUUGGUCUCCAGUGUCUUUGAGCUGCAGCAUCUGGUUGAGGGACACCAAGAACCAUACCUUCUUCACUGGGACCAGUCACAAAACCAGGUACAGGUCGUUCUGAGCCAGGUGGCAGGCCCUGAGACCGUCCUAAGGGCUGCCACACACGGGCUGAUACUUGGAGCCCUGCAGGAAGAUGGGCCCCUCCCAAGAGAGCUGGAAAAACUGAGGAACCAAAUACGGGCAGGUCCUAACAAACAGAGCUGGCUCAUCGUCCAGGAGACACACCAAGUGUUGGACCAGCUAUUCCCAAAGUUCUUGAAAGGACUGCAGGAUGUGGGCUGGAAGACUGAGAAGCACCAGCUGGAGGUGGAUGAGUGGAGGGCCACAUGGCUCCUGUCUUCAGAAAAGAAGGUCCUGUGAGCAACCCAGAUGGAGGGCCAGGUCCCCGGCUAAGAGCGGGAAGCAAGAACACUGGCUAUGGCAGGACAUGAGAAAGGCAGCUUUAUUUUUGUGGGGGAAACUGCUGGCCAUGGCCUCACAGGAGGUAGCUACCAGGUGGAUAGGUUGGGCCCCAGGCAGAGACAAGGCAGAGAGAAGGGGAACCACGGCCUUCCUCUUGCCUUCCUGCCCCACUUCAUUCUCACCAAUGUGGGCUCUCCAGCCCCUCGUUGUGAGGCUGAGCCCUGCCCCCGCUGUGGUCCCAGUGCCUCAACACAGUUGGCCUCAGGCAUAAAAGCCCCAGAGGAACGUGGCCACGGCCAUCAUGAGCAGGGCGUUGAAGUUGACCACACGAGCCCAGCUCGGGUCCUCACUGAUGUCUUCCAGCCGCCUGGCUGCUGCAGCCGCCUCCUCCUGGGUAGGGGGUGGGGAACCACCUGCCCCACCCCUGCUCAUUCCACAGAACCAGAGCAGGCACUGGCGGAGCAGGCCUGGUGCCUGGGAUUGGGGCUCUGGGAAAACUGAAGCCCUACAGUUAGUCUGAGGGAACUUGGCUCCCCAGCUCCUUAGCCCCACCUCCUGGGCAGUGCCUCACCCUCCAUGUCCACUGCAUGCUCCGGACGCCCAUUCUGUACAGGGGAUGAAGCCGGACCUUCUCGCUCAUCAACAUCCAGGUCCUCCCGCUCCUCUUUGCUGUGCCGGAGACUGAAAACCAGGCGGUGGAGCUGGGGAAAGGCGGGAGCAGGGACCAAAUGGCAGUUCUGCUCCCCAACCCCAGAUCCUGAUGUCUCUUGUCCACACUGGCCCUUCCUAGCCUCCCUCUGUCCAGCCUGUAUACCCAGCCCAGGCUCAGCUCACUCAAACAUGACCUGUGGCUGCCCUUUGCCCUCAGGUUAAACCCAAGCCCCUCAGAUGGGUGUUUAAAGCUCUUGGCCCAGCUUCAUCACCCCAAGUCUCCAGUCUGUGCUUAAAAUUAUAGUACUUUAGACUCCAGUCUUACAGUCCUGCUAACACAGGGUUCCUUCCUGUGGGUAUUUGCUCCUAUUUCCUCCUGUUGCCUUUCCCCCCACUUCUCCACUUGUGGAACCCUGCCCAUCCUUCCAGCCCCCCAGUCAGCCCUGUCCUGGGGCACUUGCCAUGCAGUGGAACAAGACCAACCCCCUUUGUGGGCUUUCAGGAAAGUGCCCUGUCCCUCUCAGCCACCAAUCAGAGCCUGUGUUUUGAGUCCAAAGGGCCAUGUCAAGGAGUUUGGGGGCUUUAAUCACUUCCCCUACCAUCUUCAAGCUACCUCCCCCAAACCAUCUCAAAUAAAUGUCAUUAUU